Molecule: messenger RNA, 865 nt
Organism: Dentiscutata erythropus
Lineage: Eukaryota; Fungi; Glomeromycota; Glomeromycetes; Diversisporales; Gigasporaceae
Source: the annotation of a GenBank genome assembly
AUGCCUGUCGCAAUUCUUGGUACACAAAUAAUACUUUGGUGUUUUGAUGUACGAAAUAAUUCUAAAUUCAAAGUCGUUAUCGGAGUUGGUAAUGAUAUUGACGACCUCAAGGAAGCUAUUAAAGAAAAAUGUGAAUAUGGUUUUGCUUCUCACCUGCUUAGACUGUGGAGAGUUAACACGGAUCAAACUAUUUUCGAGGUACUAAAUGACGAAUUAAAGGAUACAGCAAAAACAAUUGGAGAAACUUUUUAUGGUGUACAAGGAGAUAACAUUCGAGCUGUAGUUAGAGCUGAUACUGAAGAAUUGAGAGCACAUUUGGAGGCACUUAAACUUGGUCAUGAACUUGGUUAUGACGAAGCACAUUUUCAAUCGGAUUUACCUUUAGAGUCGGAAAUUAAACGGAUAAAGCGUGAAAAAGAAUACAGGGAAACUGUUAAUAUUGGCCUCAAAGCGAAACCUCCUUCGUCUGGUGCCAAGCCUUCUACCUUUUUCACAACUCAAAUAAAUAACCCAAUCCUUAAUGGUCGACCGCUUGAACUUACUGGUCCUCCUAUUACUAUUUACAAUAGAAACUUUACACAAUUCCUUGAAGAUUUUAAUAAUAUGAAACUGAAAGUACCUCCUGAUAUUUUGGAAUGGGUCAUGGAUAUUAUUUCCGCAUCAGCAGACAAAUAUUUCAAUGAAGACGGACGUAUAAAGAAAAUGAGAGAGAUACUUUCGAAAAAAUUUGGCACCAUAGCAUUGACUAGUUACGGGAAAGGUUGCCAGUGCGAUGGAUUACUUACGGCUAAAGUAGGCCUUCUCGACGCUUAUAUUGGGAUAAUCAAAGGAAAGAACGAGGUUGGAUCUGAUGAAACUGAUCCCA